Messenger RNA from Eublepharis macularius, 566 nucleotides. RefSeq names its product mitochondrial ribosomal protein L30 (gene MRPL30). NCBI's taxonomy places the organism in Eukaryota, Metazoa, Chordata, Lepidosauria, Squamata, Eublepharidae. The record is from RefSeq and is a predicted model, not a curated record. Bases 26 to 520 code for a protein of 164 amino acids. Gene Ontology annotation, cellular component: large ribosomal subunit; mitochondrion. The transcript has 5 exons. Gene Ontology annotation, biological process: translation. Gene Ontology annotation, molecular function: structural constituent of ribosome.
GUAUGAUUGACAAGCGGGAUCUAAGAUGGCGGCGUGUGGAGCUAUGUUGUGCCGGGGAGCGGUGGGAAGCCCUCUUGGGGUUUGGCAGAGUUUAGCAAAAAACAAAAUACAGCCAGUUACUUGGAUUCGACAGAAAUUUACAAAGUCACGAAUUCCAGAAUGGGUAUUUCAGCCAAAACCUGGUGAUCAUGAAAAAUAUGGUGGUGAUCCCCAGCAGCCUCACAAAUUGCACCUUGUCACUAGGAUCAGAAGUGGAAGAAGGCGUCCUUAUUGGGAAAAGGAUAUGCUAGCAUGUCUUGGAUUGGGAAAACGGUUCGAACCUGUAGUGCACAAAAACAUUCCUUCUGUGAAUUCAAAACUGAAAGUUAUCAAACACCUAGUAAGCAUAAAGCCAUUAAAACUACCCCAUGGAAUUCCUACUGAAGAGGAGAUGUCUGAUGUUUAUCUUAACAGCAAAGGAGAACUAAUAAUUCGCCGUCAUCUACAACCAGUGGAACAGAAAACCAUAGACUCUUCAUAAUGUGUAGUGAAUUUGUAUAAUAAAUAUAAUCUUCAUUUGAAAGUUG